CGGCGAUGCUUGACGCUGCCUCCUCAAAAUCCGCGUCCGAUGAUCGCCUCAGAUCAGUCAGAUCGUCUUGCGUGAAAGCGCCACGAGUGAAGCGAGCAGAAGCGAGUGGCGAGAAGUGAAUUAAACAUGAGUGACGAACGGAUACGAUUAGGAUACGAACGGAUACGGAAGGUUCAUUAACUGCAGAAGCAGUCGACGAAGUAAUGACUCCGUCAACAUCGAAGGAAGGUUCAUUAACUGUAGAAGCAGUCGACGAAGUAAUGACUCUGUCGACAUCGGAUGAAGUUUUGAUAAAUCUUGAAGAGACACCGACAUCAUCAAGUAUGGAAGCUAUGUCUUCAAAAAUACAUUGUCUGGAACUUCAAGUAGCCGAAAUGAAGAAGACAAUAGACAAAUAUGAGAAGGCGAGACCGAAAGAAAAAAAUAAACUCGUGGAAAGGAAAAUGUACGAGUUACUGGGAAAAAUGUUUAGUCCAGGACAAAUACGGAUGAUAUUGAAUCCUUCACUACAGAAGAUGAAAUGGUCUUCCCAAGAUAUCGCACACGCGAUAUCUUUAAAAUGUGUCAGCCCAAAGGCAUAUCGUUAUUUGAAAGAUGUUCUACAAAUACCACUUCCAGGCCUUUCAACACUAAGAAGAUGCUCCGCAUCUUCUCAAGUUGCUGAGGAAUCAUUUUCUCGACCAAGGGUUUAUUUGGAGAGGGAAAACAAUAGGGAAGGAAAUAUUACUUAAGUUGCUCUCUAUUAAUGCAAGAGAUUUAAAAAUUUGUCAUAAAAUUACUGUGUACCACUUAAAUGUAAAAGGUUCUGAGAGACAGAAAGUUCUUCCUGCUGCAUAAGUCUUAUCCAACACAACAGCUUCCGCGAUAGAAUGGUGCGGCCAUAAAAGUUACCUUCCGAAUUUACCAUGUCAGGAAACAUCGUACGUUAUUAGACUGUGUAAUGACUGGUUUGAUAUUUUUAACGCGAAAUCUAUGUAUGGUAAACAUAAGGGAAAAAAUGCGUAUGGCAUAAAUAUUAAAGAUCAGAAUGAAAUUUUAAACAACAUGACGGCUUUUAUUAACGAAAUUCGGAUUGGAAAUCACAAAACUUUGUUAUCUUUUCAAAAAGGCAUUUUAGUCAGUAACACUUCUUUACAACAACUAUUACCAUACUUACAAGAGCAUUACAACACUUCCGAUUUUUUUAUCACUUAUUUGAUAACGUACCGUCUCAAUCAAGAUGUAUUAGAAAAUUUUUUCUCAUGUAUACGUUUAAUGGGAUGUGCGUACGAUCAUCCAACACCUUUAGAUUUUAAGUACCGAUUAAAAAGAUACAUAUUAGGUAAACAUUCUAGGAAUGUACUGUCAAAUAAAUCUAACGUUCAAGAAAGCAAAUCGAAUGAAUCUGUUUUGGUAUCUCCCCUUAGCUGCGAUGUUGUUAAAGAAACUGUGUUAACGGAUAUGCUUGCGUCUUAUGUUUAAGAAGACGACAUUACUGAAACUUAUUAUGAAGAAGAAGAAGUGUGUAUUGACGAAACUCCACAUGAAAAAUCUGUUGUGUUAGAUCCGAUAUUAUUCCCAGUUAUGAUGAAGAACAGUUAUUACAGGCAAUAGAGAAUUUUAAUGUAAGCGAGGCUAUCGAAGAAGAGGGUUUGAAAUACAUAGUCGGAUACGUAUCGUUUAGGUUUAAGAAUAAAGACCAAACAUUAGGUAUUGAAACGCGCCAAUUAGAAACAACAAAUAAUCAAGACUGGUUACAAUUUAUUUCGAAAGGAAAAUGUAUAUAUCCGAGUGACAAAUUGUUACAAUGUGCACAUAUAGUAAAUAUUGAAUUUAAUAAAUAUCAUGGACCUAAUUUAAAUAAAGAA
Solenopsis invicta (red fire ant) is the source of this 1847-nucleotide messenger RNA. RefSeq lists its product as uncharacterized. Lineage: Eukaryota; Metazoa; Arthropoda; Insecta; Hymenoptera; Formicidae. The coding region runs from base 204 to 731 and encodes 175 amino acids. The transcript has 4 exons. The record is from RefSeq and is a predicted model, not a curated record.